Molecule: messenger RNA, 1821 nt
Organism: Halteromyces radiatus
Lineage: Eukaryota; Fungi; Mucoromycota; Mucoromycetes; Mucorales; Cunninghamellaceae
Exons: 8
Coding region: 1-1821 (606 amino acids)
Molecular function (GO): protein binding
Source: RefSeq, a predicted model, not a curated record
AUGACUAUCAAGACACAAUCAGGUUUUCCUUAUAGUUUGGAUAUUUCACAUUUGAAUCCUGUACAAGCUGUUAUUGGAUAUGGGGAUAGUGCCAUUAAGGUAUGGAAGUACAAGCAAGUUCACGGUUCUGGAAAAAAGGGAAAACAGCAACAACCAAACUUUUACGAAUCAACUACCUUUUGGCAAGGUCUACGAGGACAGAUUGAACGAACAAUUUGUCAUCCUACUCUAGAUGGUCAAGUUGCUUUCUCUACUCAAUAUGGGCAUGUAGGUAUUUAUGAUAUCUACAACAGCAAAUGUGAUAUUUUUAGACAACAUCAUUCUGGAAGCAAUGGCGGUCCUUCUUUGGCAUGGGCUGGGGAUCUUUCUGCUGUACUAAAGAUGAACAAGAAUUACGAUGAUGAUGAUGACCAGAAUACAACAAUGAUCGAUACUCUAAUUACUUGUAGCAGCGAUGGCAGCAAUACAGGACUCUACUUACGGGAUGUCAAUCAUCGAUCUCGGACUCCUAUUGACUUGGAUCAAGUACUCGAAAACAUCAACCCUGAUUGGUAUACUUUGUUGAAAACGAAAAACACGAUCCGAUCAUUUGUGUCUGUGAAUCCUUCCUUUCAAUAUAUGGCACUGGGAAAUGGUGACGGAUCUUUGGAAAUUUACAGCUUGAAGACUUUAAAACUUAUUUAUGUAUCGAACUAUCAACGAAGCAUCAUUACUGCUCUUCAUUGGAAAGAUUAUUCACUUCUUGCGUCUGGAUGUCAAGCUGGUAUUAUUGCUAUUCAUCACAUCAAACAAGAUAUCAAUAUUGAUCCCACCAUUCCAAUCAUAGAGACUUCAACUUACCAUCAUCAACGGGAACAUACAAAAACAAUCACUGAUUUGAAGUGGAGUCAUCAUACGGAUCAAGUACUUUUAGCAUCGAGUUCAUUGGAUAAUCUGGUUUUUGUCUGGUCUUUGGAACCUGAAUUCAAGGUGAUUGGCUGUUUUGAUCAACAUCGUGGUCGUGUCUUUUCAAUUUGCUGGCAAUAUUUGGAACCUGAUAUCUUGUUUUCUGGUGGUGAAGAUAAAUUUGUUUAUAUGUGGAAUUGGAAUGGUCAUCCUCUGAAUAGAGAUACUACAAGUAAAGUUACGGAAACUCUCUUUGAAGCAACCAGGAAUGCAAUCGAAACCGAGGAUCUACAUCAGCUUCAACGCCAAUGUUACUUAACAGCAGUAACUCUACAUUACCCUGAUCAAGACCCAAUGAUUACUAUUAAUGAAAUCAAGAAUCGAUGUGAUACGGUGGAUGAUUAUAUCAGCAAGUAUAUUUCUCUGGAAAAUCUGGAUGAGAAAAGUGAAUCGCCUCAUUUAAGUCUCUUACUUGGCAACAAGAAUGAUGUACGAACUCUUAUUGGAAUUGAACAACAUCAUGGUAUGAAAUUUGGCAGUGAUGUGAUGGGAUCAGAUGUGAAGUUGGCAUUGAAUAUCAUGCGUAGUCAAUACUUUAUCCUUGAAUCUUACCUCCAUGCUGGAAAUGGAAUGAUGCUUACUGACUGGAUUGCAUUGGCGCUAACUGGAAAGGAAACUUGGCUUAAAUUGAUGGAAGAACAGGCAAACAAAUUGGCAGAGGGCGGGUAUCACCAUUUGGCUGCGACUUGCUUUCUUGCAUGUUCAAAGGUAUAUGAAGCUAUCAAUGUUUACCGGCGGGCAUCCAUGUAUAAAGAAGCUAUUGCGAUGUUGAAAGUUCGUCUUCCAAUAGAUGAUCCAUUAUUACCAACUCUAUUAUCUGAAUGGGCUCAGCAACUACAAUCAAAGGGCAAUGAGGAAUUGGCAGCAUUAUGGUAA